GUCCUUGACAUGGCCACCGAAGCACGCUGGCAAAGCAUCUACACUAGGUCCGAGCGACGCUUUCGCUACUAUCUUGGAAUUCCAUUACGCACAGAGAACAACAUCAACAUCGGAGCAUUGUUUUUGCUGGAUUCCCGUCCGCGGCCUCAUAUGGACACGCGCCAAAUGAAGGGCCAAGGUUCGAAUCUGGCAGGCUCUUCACAGCUGCUGACUCCUAAUCUAUCUCGUCAGUCAUCUGCUGUCGAGUCCAGUGGCGGUUUGCCUUCAGGAUCGAUAUCCACGCUCACGACCGGAUGCAACCCCCGAUUUGCUGCAUAUCAGACUGUGGAUGUGUCCGUAGCUGGGCUUCACUCCAGCGCUGAUCAAAUUCAGAGCACACAGACCGACUCUGCAUCCGUCAAACCAGGUCGUGAACAGACUUUCGAAGGUAUAGCGCGCGGGCUUGGCAACGGCGCUGCGCCGUCUCAGGAGUUGGAGGAAUCACGGGGGCGACAAGCUUCGCGUGAGGCGAGGUCAUCUAGCUCGGGAAUCAGUCCUUCGAAGCCAAGCGCCACGGAAGCAGGCCAACAGAGCGUGUUCGAUCGAGCGGCGUACCUCUUGCGAGAAGCUCUCGAUCUGGAGCCUCACGCAGGAGGCGGCGUAGUGCUCUUCGAUACGAAUGCACUCGCAGACAAUGCACGACCGACUGUGCUCAGUGCUAGCUCGGACUAUGGCGAUCCACGUCGUAUGGAACUGCCCCAGCGAAACUCAUUCGAGUCUGUCACCGGCACAGGUGUCGGGGCAGCAAGAUCUGCGUACAGCGGUGCUAUACGAGAGCGUGUUGUUCUGGGCGCAGCGUCCAUCAACCGAUCCAGCGGUCGCCCGCCAGCCAACUUCGGCCGUGCAGACACUACCUUCAAGGUCACUUUGACCCCACCCGAACUGCAACGCAUGUGCAGGAGACAUCCACGAGGCCGCCUGUACAAUAUCCCAGACAACACAGGCACUACCUUGUUCGACUACGAAGGUCGCCACGUUUCCGGUGCACUUUCUGCUCAACUGUAUGAAAUGGUCCUCAUCCGGCGCCAAUUUCCGGAUGCGAAACAAGUCAUCUUCAUUCCCAUCUUCCACGCCAAUGUCAACCGUUGGACUUCCUGUUUCGCCUUCACCACCUCUCGAUAUCGCGUUUUCUCGCAUGAGAUGGACUAUCUUCCCAUGCUAUCAUUCUGCAGUGUUGUCAAAGCCGAGAUGGUCCGCCUCGGGACUUUCGUGGCCGACGAGCAGAGAGGCGAUUUCAUUGGAUCCGUUUCUCAUGAGUUGAGAAGUCCGCUGCACGGAAUUUUGGCCUCCAUCGAGUUAUUGCAAUCGACGGACUGCGAUGGUUUUCAAAGGUCUUGUGUGGACACCAUGGACGCCUGCGCCCACACACUGCUUGACACAAUCUCAAUGGUACUCGACUACAACAAAGUGAGCAACAUACGACGAGCCUCUGCUUCUUCAUCGAAUGAUUCUGCGCACCGGGACUCCAAGAUGCCUACCACGACCAAUCUACGCCAGGAGCCACUGUUUGUAACGGAUCAGUCUGUUGAUGUUGCUUUAUUGACGGAAGAGGUUGUCGAUGGAUUAGCAAUGGCCCACCUGGCCAAGGUCCGGACACACAUGGACUUCGACGAUACAUCUCCAUCGUUCAACGGAACAUUGCAUGAUGUUGGGGUACGACCCAGCAUGAAGCGAGUUCUGAACGCCAUGAGACCGCAGGUCGAAAUGAUACUCGACAUUCAAGGCACGACGGACUGGUACUAUUCGACUCAGCCGGGAGCGAUUCGGCGAAUCGUGAUGAAUUUGUUCGGCAAUUCGCUGAAGUACACCAAGCACGGGAACAUCACUGUCUCGCUACGUACGUCUCGCGUUCAAAGAUCUGCGGAUCCGUCGGCCAGGUCUGCAGAGGAAACGCCGUCCAUCAUCAAGAUCAUUGUGAAAGACACAGGGCAUAGCAUGUCCCCAGAAUAUCUCAAGACUAAAUUGUUCACCCCCUUUGCCCAAGAGAACGCCAAAGCAGCAGGUACUGGGCUUGGCCUACCUAUUGUCAAAGCGAUUGUCAAUAUGCUUCACGGUGAGAUUGACAUCAAGUCCAUCGUCAACGUUGGCACUGUCGUGGUGGUCACUAUACCGAUGAAGAAAACAACAUCUGGCGUCACACGUGGUCGAACUGCCAGCCCCUCUUCUAGAGCUCAAACUGCUGGACAUUUCACGAAGGACUCGAUCAUCUCUGAGCUUCAAUCCCUAGAGGCCCCACCGCAGACUGCCAUUUACGAACCUGCUAUGGAAUUUGACAGCUUUGGUCAGACACAAGGCGCCGCCGCCGUUCACUCCGCUCUUGCCCAAUACUUGACCGGAUGGUUCGGCUGGCCUGUAAUGCAGACAUGGGACUUCGACAUUCCGGCUCAGAUCCUUUUAGUGGAUGAGAUGCACUUAGCUACGUUACUCGCCCAGCGACCGCUCUUCCUGGAAACGCUCUCCCGACAAAGCAUCAUCAUUCUUUGCGCCAAUCCCUCUCGACAAGCCAUCAUGUCGAGAGAUAUCCGCAGUAGUCAAGUCGAGGCGGUUUGCAAGCCGUUUGGUCCCCACAAACUCGCCAAAGCGCUCAGCCGGGCACUUGAGAAGUCUUUGAACCAGCCUACGGAUGCACAACGUGCGCUCUCGCCGCAUUGUAGAUACUUUUCCGCAAGAAACAGCGAGCAGAGCCCAGGCAAUUCCCGAGCAUCCUCACGAGCCAGUGCAAACACCGACUAUUCUGGUGUAGCUGGCAGUAUAAAUGACACUCAGCACCGACAUCUUCAACAAAGUCGACGUGGUUCAUCGUCUCAGCGAAUACCAUUCAGGAGCUCUUUGGAAGCCUCCAAGCAACAUUUCAAGGAAGUAAGCGCUGGAACAGAUGGUGGCUUCCCGUUCCCAAACAGCAGUGAGGGUAGAGGUCAGCCUCAGGAGACUCGUCAGGACGAGUCUCCUAUUUCGCCGAAUACCCAACCUCUGCAGAAGAAGUAUGAGGAUAGGCCGGCAUUCUUAUCGCCUCCAUCAUUUACCUGGACUUUGGAAAGAGAACAGAACAAAGGCAAGACCGAGGAUAGCCGUGCUUCUCGAGAUGCUCCAGGGACAGAAUCAGCUUUGAGUUCCAGACAUCUGGUGAGCACCUCCGGCCAUAGUGAAGAACUCGCUACCAGUCUUGUUUCGCUGCCGCGCGAGAAAAAGAAAUCCGAAAUGGAGAUCUUUAACUCAGCGUCCCAAGCAGCCCCUUUCCACAGCACGACCACUGGAUCCACGGAUCUCUGGACCGCGCCCUCGUCUCCUCAAACCCGCAGGCCACGGCUUCUUCUUGUCGACGACAAUAAGCUGAACCUUCAAUUGCUUCACACGUUUGUUAAGCAACGCCAUUACGGAGAAGAUCUCUGCCAACUCGCGGAAGACGGCUCGCAAGCCGUCACGGUGUUUGACUCCUUCGCGCCCGAUAUUGUGUUCAUGGACAUAUCCAUGCCCGUCAUGGAUGGCAUUGAAGCCACACGCUGCAUCCGCCGGAUCGAAGCCAGCCGGAGGGACAGUGACAAAACUCCGGUUGACGAAAGUGGGCCUCGGCCUCCCAAACCUGCGCUUGUGGUGGCCUUGACGGGGAAUGCGAAGGGCAGCGAUCAGGCAGAGGCUUUGAAGUCUGGAGUUGAUGUGUACAUGACGAAGCCAUGCUCUUUCAAGCGCGUCGGGCAACUGUUGGACAACUGGAGGGAGGAAGACAGGCCUUGA
This is a messenger RNA of Zymoseptoria tritici IPO323, 3771 nucleotides long. Its product is annotated as histidine kinase. The annotation marks the transcript as partial. Gene Ontology annotation, biological process: protein autophosphorylation; phosphorelay signal transduction system. The record is from RefSeq and is a predicted model, not a curated record. Lineage: Eukaryota; Fungi; Ascomycota; Dothideomycetes; Mycosphaerellales; Mycosphaerellaceae. The transcript has 4 exons. Gene Ontology annotation, molecular function: phosphorelay sensor kinase activity; histidine phosphotransfer kinase activity.